This is a messenger RNA of Paraphaeosphaeria sporulosa, 768 nucleotides long. RefSeq lists its product as uncharacterized. The transcript has a single exon. Gene Ontology annotation, molecular function: protein binding. Bases 1 to 768 code for a protein of 255 amino acids. The record is from RefSeq and is a predicted model, not a curated record. Lineage: Eukaryota; Fungi; Ascomycota; Dothideomycetes; Pleosporales; Didymosphaeriaceae.
AUGUCAACCUUCCAACUUGAUAGGGAUAUUUUCAACCCAACUCUAUACAAGCAGGUUACCAACAUAUGGCUUGCUGGAGCAGAUGUAGACGGAAAGAGAUUGGAUGACACAAUUGUCAAAAAAUGGUUUUCCGGGGAUGCUGAGCUAGACCGUAUCUGCAACGACAACUUUGCACAUGUCUUGGACACCAUUGGUCCUGAAAGACUGCCAGAGCCGAGCGCGAAGCCAUUCCUACAUGAGCUCGAAGCCAUGCAUAAAGAAGAUAAAGGGGAUGGAGGGUCACAGGCCGCUUGGACGGCUUUGAGUAUGGUAAUCCUACUUGACCAAAUGCCCCGCAACAUCUUUCGUACAAACGAAGGCCUGAAAAAGGUGUACACCCACUAUGACCGGAUGGCUUUCGACCUUGUCAAGUCUCUUUUCUCCGCAUCAUCACCAAUUUCCCGACCGGACCUCCACCCGCAAUGGCAGAACUCGUUCGCGCACAAAAUGUGGUUUUACCUACCCUUGACGCAUUCUGAAGACGUCAAGGCUCACGAUAUACUUGAUGAUCUUGUGGAGCCAGUUUCAAAAAGUGUUGAGAAGCUGGAAGGCUACGAAGCAACCAAGCGUCUUAUCGAGGGUUUUCGGACAUCAGAGAAGAGCCAUAGAGAGCCACUGGAACUAUUCGGAAGAUAUCCGCACCGAAACAGUGCCUUGAGUAGGACGAACACAGAACAAGAACAAGAGUUUCUGAAGGAUGGCGGUGCGACAUUCGGAGUUGCACAGUAA